AUGGCUGCUGCCUUUACGAGAAAUGCCUCCAUGCACAAUCUACGCCGGAGCCACCGGCAUUCGAUCGGAGCACGGAAUAUUCUCCCACGCCAACUCCAAUUAUCGAAAUCGUGCUCCCGUUUUCCCCAAUCUGUUUUCACAAGGACCAAGGAGCUUGAGAUUUCGGCUUCCACCAUAAUUUCUUCAUCAAGGAAAUUGUCUUCUUCGAAGUUCGCGCUAUUUGGAUGGUACUUGGGGAUGAUCAAAUCCAGGCCCAUUGUCACCAAAAGCGUCACCUCCGCUCUCAUUUACACCGCUGCCGACUUAUCCUCCCAGACAAUUUUGGGGGAAUCAACAGAAGGAUAUGAUUUGGAGAGGACAUUACGGAUGGCUGGCUACGGAAUAGUGCUAUUGGGGCCUUCAUUACAUUAUUGGUUCAACUUUGUAUCAAGAGUAUUUCCUAAGCGUGAUCUCCUUUCGACAUUUAAGAAAAUAGCUUUGGGGCAGACAGUCUACGGACCUGCAAUGACCAUUAUUUUCUUCUCUGUUAAUGCUGCUUUACAAGGUGAAAGUGAUUCUGAGAUUGUUGCUAGAUUGAAGCGUGAUUUGAUCCCAACAAUGAUGCGUGGGGUUAUGUACUGGCCAAUAUGUGAUUUUGUGACGUUCAAAUUCAUCCCCGUACAUUUACAGCCAUUAGUGAGCAACUCAUUUUCUUAUCUGUGGACCAUUUACAUGACAUACAUGGCAAACUUGGAGAAAGUUGGCACAACAUGA
This is a messenger RNA of Fraxinus pennsylvanica, 753 nucleotides long. Lineage: Eukaryota; Viridiplantae; Streptophyta; Magnoliopsida; Lamiales; Oleaceae. The record is from the annotation of a GenBank genome assembly.